This is a messenger RNA of Amborella trichopoda, 1166 nucleotides long. Its product is annotated as Peroxidase superfamily protein. NCBI's taxonomy places the organism in Eukaryota, Viridiplantae, Streptophyta, Magnoliopsida, Amborellales, Amborellaceae. Gene Ontology annotation, biological process: hydrogen peroxide catabolic process; response to oxidative stress. Gene Ontology annotation, molecular function: heme binding; peroxidase activity. The record is from RefSeq and is a predicted model, not a curated record.
UUUGACAUAUAAGUUUUGUGAUUUUUAGAGAGAGAAAGAAAAAGAUGGGAGGAAGGUUUUGUUGUGUAAUAAGGUUAUGGGUGGUUUUGUAUUUGAGUGUGAAUGUGGCGUCGCAGCUAUCUUCGAGUUUCUACUCAAACAGCUGCCCUAAUUUAUUGCAAGUCGUUCGUGAGAAGGUGAAGGAAGCCGUAAAGAGUGAGACGCGCAUGGCUGCCUCCUUGCUUAGGCUCCACUUUCAUGAUUGCUUUGUCAACGGGUGCGAUGCUUCGCUGCUUUUAGACGGCAGUGAUGGGGAAAAGUUUGCCGGGGGAAACCUGAACUCGGCAAGAGGCUUCGAUGUCGUUGAUAACAUCAAAUCAGCGGUGGAAAAUGCAUGCAACAACACCGUUUCGUGUGCCGAUAUUUUGGCCAUAGCAGCUAGAGACGCGGUGCUCCUAAGCGGUGGCCCAUCAUGGAAGGUGCUCUUGGGACGAAGAGAUGGAUUGGUAGCGAAUCGAAGUGGUGCAAAUAGCGGCCUCCCUACGCCAUUGGAAAGCGUACCACAGGUGCUCGCUAAAUUCGUUGCCGUAGGCUUGAACGCCACCGACCUAGUCUCUCUAUCAGGCGGCCACACCAUAGGCCGGGCGAGGUGCACAACCUUCAGUCACCGAUUGUUUAACUUCUCAAACACUGACGCACCCGAUUCAACCGUCGAAACUGACUACUUGGCCACACUGCAAGGCCUAUGUCCGCAAAAUGGUGAUGGGAAUGUCACUACAUCACUAGACACUGGCUCUAUCGAUCUUUUCGAUAGCAACUACUUCAAGAACUUGCUGAAUGGAAAGGGCCUGCUACAAACAGAUCAAGAGUUGUUCUCAGGUGAUGAUGCAGUAAAUGUCACCAAAUCUAUUGUAGAGAGUUACAAUAACAGCCAGGGUCUCUUCUUUAAGGACUUUGCAGCUUCAAUGAUCAAGAUGGGAAACAUUAGUCCUCUCACCGGGUCUAGUGGAGAAAUCCGAAAAAACUGCAGGGUAGUUAAUUGAGAUGCACGAUAGCUUGUAUAAGCAUGUUACAGUGGCGUACAAGAUGAAAAAUAAGUAGUCAUUUAGGAGUAUCGGAUAAAUGAGGUACAACAGGGGGAUAUAUCUAGGUACUAUAUGGAAUGGUAUCAGAAAAAUAUAUUUAUU